This is a messenger RNA of Galeopterus variegatus (Sunda flying lemur), 645 nucleotides long. RefSeq names its product beta-glucuronidase-like. The transcript is spliced from 4 exons. The annotation marks the transcript as partial. Gene Ontology annotation, molecular function: signaling receptor binding; carbohydrate binding; beta-glucuronidase activity. Lineage: Eukaryota; Metazoa; Chordata; Mammalia; Dermoptera; Cynocephalidae. Gene Ontology annotation, biological process: carbohydrate metabolic process; glucuronoside catabolic process. The record is from RefSeq and is a predicted model, not a curated record.
UGGUACCGGCGGCCGCUGCGGGAGUCCGGCCCCAUCCUGGACAUGCCGGUCCCAUCCAGCUUCAACGACGUGAGCCAGGACGGACAGCUGCGCAACUUUAUCGGCUGGGUGUGGUACGAGCGGGAGGCGGCCCUGCCACAGCGGUGGACCCAGGACCUGGGCACCAGGGUGGUGCUGAGGAUCGGCAGCGCCCACUACUAUGCCAUUGUGUGGGUGAAUGGGGUCCACGUGGCAGAGCACGAAGGGGGCCACCUCCCCUUCGAGGCUGACAUCAGCAAGCUAGUCCAGAGUGGGCCCCUGUCCUCCUGCCGCAUUACCAUCGCCAUCAACAACACACUCACCCCCCACACCCUGCCGCCAGGGACCAUCCUCUACAAGACCGAUACUUCCAAGUAUCCCAAAGGUUACUUUGUCCAGAACAUAAACUUUGAUUUCUUCAACUACGCGGGCCUGCAUCGGCCAGUGCUUCUCUACACCACGCCCACCGCCUACAUUGAUGACAUCACUGUAACAACUGGUGUUGACCAGAGCACUGGUGAGGGCUCCUGGCAGGAUCUGCUUUCAGCCGGGCCCAGAGUGGCUCUGCUCCCUGUUUGGAAAGACCCCUCCGGAAAAAGGCUCUCCAGCAUAUCUUAACCCUCAUGG